AUGGCCGCGCUUCGGUCAUUGCCCCCCCGCUGGACCCUACUACUGUCCUUGGUCAUCCUACUGGGAUGCCUCAUUAUCCCCGGUGUCGCGGUGAAGCACGAGAACUUCAAGAAAUGCUCGCAAUCUGGCUUCUGUAAGCGGAACCGCGCUUUCGCCGACGACGUCUCCGCAAAAGGCUCCUCUUGGACCUCUCCUUACGAGCUCGAACCGUCAUCUCUCCAUUUUAAGGACGGAAAACUGGAGGGAACCAUUCUCAAGUCCGUCUCCGACAAUGAGAAGGUCCGACUCCCGCUUGUCGUGUCCUUCCUGGAAUCUGGUGCCGCUCGGGUCAUCGUCGAUGAGGAGAAGCGAUUGAAAGGAGAUAUCGAGCUGCGCCACAACAGCCCCGCCCGCAAGGAGCGCUAUUAUGAUGCCGAAAAAUGGGUUCUUGUUGGUGGUCUGGACGCAAGUAAGACUGCGACGUUGAGCUCGGAAUCGGAAGCCGGAUACACCAAGAUCUCCUAUGGUCCGGACAACAAGUUUCAAGCCAUUAUCCGCCACGCACCCUUUUCCAUGGAAUUCCAAAGGGACGGCGAAACCCAUGUGCAAUUGAAUAACAAGGGCUUUCUCAAUUUGGAGCACUGGCGGGCAAAGGUCGACGCCCCGGAAGGUACCGAUGCAUCUCAGGAAGACCAAAGCACCUGGUGGGAGGAAACAUUUGGUGGAAACACCGACUCCAAGCCCCGUGGCCCCGAGAGUGUGGCGAUGGAUAUCACAUUCCCUGGAUAUAGCCAUGUCUUCGGUAUCCCUGAGCAUGCCGACUCACUUUCCUUGAGGGAGACCCGUAGAGGUGGAUCCGGUAACCACGACGAGCCGUACCGUAUGUACAAUUCGGAUGUGUUCGAGUACGAGCUCAACAGUCCCAUGACCCUGUAUGGCUCUAUCCCGCUCAUGCAGGCGCACCGUAAAGACUCAACCGUCGGGGUUUUCUGGCUCAAUGCUGCUGAAACCUGGGUCGAUAUUGUCAAGUCUAGCUCAUCCAACCCACUCGCCUUGGGCAUCGGUGCGAAGACCGAUACUCAGAGCCACUGGAUGUCCGAGUCUGGACGAAUUGACCUGUUUGUUUUCUUGGGACCGUCUCCGCAGGACAUCAGCAAGACCUAUGGUGAGCUUACUGGUUACACCCAGUUGCCUCAGCAUUUCGCCAUUGCGUAUCACCAGUGCCGCUGGAACUAUGUCACCGACGAGGAUGUCAAGGAUGUGGACCGCAACUUCGACAAAUACCAGAUCCCGUAUGAUGUGAUCUGGCUUGACAUUGAGUACCUCGACGACCGGAAGUACUUCACCUGGGAUCCUCUCACGUUCCCCAACCCCAUUGGCAUGGAGCAGCAACUUGAUGACUCCGAACGGAAGCUCGUGGUCAUCAUCGACCCCCACAUCAAAAAUUCCGAUAAAUACACGAUUUCCCAGGAGCUGAAGAGCAAGGACCUUGCUACCAAGAACAAGGAUGGUGAAAUCUACGAAGGUUGGUGCUGGCCCGGUUCGUCGAGCUGGAUUGACUGCUUUAACCCCGAGGCGCUGAAGUGGUGGGCUGGAUUGUUUAAAUACGACAAGUUCAAAGGCACGCUCCCCAACGUCUUCAUCUGGAAUGAUAUGAAUGAGCCGUCAGUGUUCAAUGGUCCUGAGACCACGAUGCCGAAGGACAACCUCCAUUGGGGCAACUGGGAACACCGUGACGUCCACAACGUUAAUGGAAUUACCUUUGUCAAUGCCACAUACGGGGCCAUGCUGGAGCGCAAGAAGGGUGAGCUUCGCCGGCCCUUCAUCCUUACCCGGUCGUACUACGCUGGUGCGCAACGGAUGUCUGCCAUGUGGACAGGAGACAACCAAGCCACCUGGGAGCACCUGGCUAUGUCUAUCCCCAUGGUCUUGAACAAUGGGAUCUCUGGAUUUCCGUUCGCCGGUGCCGAUGUCGGUGGCUUCUUCCACAACCCGAGCAAGGAUCUCCUUACCCGCUGGUACCAGGCUGGUAUUUGGUAUCCAUUCUUCCGCGCCCACGCACACAUCGACACCCGUCGGCGAGAGCCUUAUCUCAUUUCUGAACCCCAUCGGUCGAUCAUUGCUCAGUCAAUUCGCCUGAGAUAUCAGCUCCUCCCGGCUUGGUACACAGCCUUCCAUGAGGCGUCCGUCAAUGGCACGCCCAUUGUGAGGCCGCAGUGGUACGUGCACCCGACCGAUGAAGCUGGGUUCGCCAUCGACGACCAGCUCUACCUGGGAACUACUGGUCUUCUCACGAAGCCCGUCGUUGCUGAGGGAGUUGAUUCGGUCGAUAUCUACCUUGCGGAUGAUGAGAAGUACUACGAUUACUUCGACUACACUGUCUAUCAGGGCGCCGGCAAGAGACAUACGGUACCUGCGCCCAUUGAGAAGGUGCCGUUGUUGAUGCAGGGUGGCCACAUCAUCCCUCGCAAGGACCGUCCCCGUCGGAGCAGUGGUCUUAUGAAGUGGGAUCCCUACACUCUGGUCAUCGUUCUGGAUAAGAACGGCCAGGCCGAAGGCACCGUAUAUGUGGAUGAUGGCGAAACCUUUGACUACGAGCGGGGAGCAUACAUCCACCGGCGAUUCAACUUCCGUGACUCUGUCCUCUCAUCAGAGGACAUUGGUACCCACGGACCGAAGACGGCCGCGUACCUGAAGACCAUGGCGGAUGUUCGGGUGGAGCGAGUGGUGGUCAUUGACCCUCCACAGGAGUGGCAGGGAAAGACGAGCGUGACGGUGAUCGAAGAAGGCGCCAAGUCUGCUUCAACCGCUUCCAUGGAGUACUACAGCCAGGCGAGCGGAAAGGCCUCGUAUGCUGUGGUGAAGAAACCCAACACAAGCAUUGGCAAGACGUGGAGGAUUGAGUUUUAG
Messenger RNA from Aspergillus terreus NIH2624, 2889 nucleotides. Its product is annotated as glucan 1,3-alpha-glucosidase ROT2. The transcript has 3 exons. Gene Ontology annotation, molecular function: carbohydrate binding; alpha-glucosidase activity. Gene Ontology annotation, cellular component: glucosidase II complex. The record is from RefSeq and is a predicted model, not a curated record. NCBI's taxonomy places the organism in Eukaryota, Fungi, Ascomycota, Eurotiomycetes, Eurotiales, Aspergillaceae. Gene Ontology annotation, biological process: N-glycan processing; carbohydrate metabolic process. The coding region runs from base 1 to 2889 and encodes 962 amino acids.